AUGUCUUCAUAUUUUGAUGAAUUGGAACAAGAAGAUAAUAUUGCGCCCUUACAAAAGAAAAAAAAAUUGUCUCCAAAGAAAAAGGCGGAGCGUGCUCUAAUGUACGCACCUAAAAUGGACCCACCUGUUUUACAAGCAGUUAAUAGAUUAGAAACUUUGGCUCAAACUAUCCGUCAAGAUGAAUUUGAUACAUUCGGAGUACAUGUGGCAAGUCAAUUACGUAGUUUGCCAUUAAGAAAUGCUAUUGUUUGUCAAAAUUUCAUCAAUAAUUAUUUGUCACAAGAAAGACUGAAAACCUUAAAUACACAACAUUUUCCAAUUGCUAGACCUACGAGUUCACUCUCAGAGUAUACACGCUAUACUUCGACUCCAGAAGCCGAAGCUACUACUUCCCGAAACCAAGCUUUUCAAAACCAGCGUGAAACUUCGACUCCCGAAGCUUCCACUUCUAGAAGGCACCUCGAUUAUGAAGAAGACUAUUUUGCCAGCUGUUUACUUACACAAGAAAAUACUGGGCAACAAUACGGAGUGAACGACGAUAUUCUAUCUCAAGCUGUUAGGUCAUGCUUAGAUGAAAACACAAUGGAAAAUUUAUAAAUAAAUCGUUUAUAAUUAAUUACUAGUUUCACUUACCAUAAUGAACUCCUGUAAAACAUUGUAUAUAGCAUCCAAAACAUCCUUCAAAAACAAGGAAAUUGUGCAUUCUGGAACUCUAAAUGACUCUGCAAGACUUGAAUAGCUAUCACCGGUGGCCAAGAACUUCAGAGUUAUUUCUAAUUUAAUUUUCGGAGAAAGUGCUACUCGCAUAUUGGUAUCGCAUUUUUGUAUAAGCGGAGUAACCUUAUGUAGUAAAGUAUUAAACUGAUCAGUAGUCAUUCUUAAUCGUUUUUUAAAAUAAUCAGGAUCUUCUAAACUCCACUCAACCAAUAAAGUAUCCGAAGCACCCAAGUCCUUACGUCGAGAAAUCCAUCCACGUACCCAAACAUUACGUUUUCUUCUUUCCUUUUGUUUUUUCUUCACUCUUUGUUCUUUAAGCAAUUGUUGAAUAAUUGAAUAAUUAAUUAUUUCAAUUCCGGCACAAAUGGCUAUUCUGCUCAACAUUUUCGAUGGAAAUGA
Diatraea saccharalis (sugarcane borer) is the source of this 1116-nucleotide messenger RNA. The record is from the annotation of a GenBank genome assembly. NCBI's taxonomy places the organism in Eukaryota, Metazoa, Arthropoda, Insecta, Lepidoptera, Crambidae.